UCGCCUUCCCAGGAACCCGCACGCCCGCCCGCACGCCCGCCCGCACGCCCGCCCGACGAGCCAGCGCCGCUGCCCGACCAACGUGAGGCUCCCACUGGUGCCGAGACAACCGCUCGUGCAGCCCUUGGCCUUAUCCCAUUCGGCCUGUCGUCGUGUCGCCGCCUCGGCAAGUUCUUUUUGGGAGGUGCUUCAUGAUACCGUCGCCUACCGAACCCCCGCCAGCCAACCCGUCACGCCGCCCUGCACGACCUGACCAAUGUACGCUCCAUGUCCUCCGUUCCUCCUGCUCCGGAUAAUACCUCACCUUCCACCCCGGUGAGAUCCUCCAGGAUCUCCCGCGAUCGCCGUCAUGCGUCGUCUGCGUCCGACGACGACGGGGAUGCGAAGGUGACACCAAAGACACUCUCGCAAACUGGCAGAUCCAGGACCGCGCCGCUUUCCCUCGAUUCCCUCUACGCCCCUUCCGCGCACCUGCCCCAGCUCUCCGAGCGUGACAGCAUCUUCGCGACAAACUACAUUCCAACAGACAGUCCUGCUGAUUCUCCCAACCACGAACCCCGCAAAUCCGCUGAAGCUGCGGCCGACUGCGAGAGGCAAGACCAACAGUCGGCCGCCGACAUGGCCGCCUCGCCCCUUAGGAAGCUCAUGGACCCUCCCCUUCUUCGCCAACCGCACCAUCUCUACUCUCAGUCGCCGUCUACGUCACCGUCAUUGGACCACUCCGCCCUGGUUGACGAAUUCCAAAAGAUGAGACAAGUCGGGGGCAGCGUGCCUCCUGAUGACCCCCAGAAGCCUUCCAGGACCCAUGUCAUACCGCAAUUUUUGCGUGCCGGCGGAAUUGACCAGCCGACAAAACAAGAUCAGCACUCGCCGUAUAAUUAUCCCAUUGAUUCUCCCCACAAACAGCCGUCAACUCCGCAAGAACACCCCUCAGCGCAGGACACAUUGGAUAGUGAUGAGAGGGUGCGGUACCGGUCUUGGAGAGAAGGAAAGCCAACGUUGUCCGUCGGUGCCAUGGCUGCACACCAACAUGCAAAGGAUGGAGGCAAUACGCGUGUAGACAAGAAAAUCGAAGCAACCUUACCCAAGGCCGAACCAAGCGCUGUUGCUGCUCGGAGUCGCAAGGCUAGUCACUAUCUCGGGCUUUUCAAAGAGAAUGAGGCAGCCCAAGAGCAAAAGAAGCGCGCAAGAGAGCAUCUCGAUGCUGAAUUGGCAAAACAAGAAAGCCGUGAACACUCGACCGCUGGACGAGAGGCCCUUACCGAGAUAGCGGUUGUCGACGACGAUGCUCUCCAUACGCUCGAGGUACCGGACGAUGGUCGUCCAGACACGACAUCACCUUCACCGCGGAAGUCACCAUUAUCCGAUACGCCCAGCAGAGGCCGUCGUGUGGAGAGGGAUGACCACGGUGUUUCCGAGAAUUCACAGAGCGGUCUGACAGCUCACCGACCUCAUGGGAUUCCCUUGACCCUUCUGGAAGAAAUCAAAAAUUUUCAUAACCUCACACCUGCCGCGCAACGAGGUCCAUCCAAAGGUGUGGAGUCAGAGCGUUUAAGGUCAUCUAAGCCGGUUCGAAAUGAGUCAUCAAGAAAGGGAACAGACUACUUUGGGUUGCCUCCUGAGCAUCUUGACGACAAGCCUGUCCUGACCGACGAAGACGAUGAAUCCGAAAAAGAACAUAUCUCAUCAGCGUUGUACUUCCCACAUCGUCAACUUACUCCCACCAAAGGCACCCCCGACCAACUCAGCCCCGUAAGAGAGGAAUUGCCUUCUCAGGCGACACCCACUAGGGAUGACAAUCAAAGGUUCCCUGCUGGUUGGGAGAAAAAGUCUACCACAACGCCCGAUGCGGUGCAGAUAUCUCUUCAGUCACGAGAUGAAGACAAAGAGCAAUAUCUUCAUGGGGAGGUCAGACCGUCGUCGCCAACGCCAGAACCGGAGCACCAAGAGCGCAUUGUUUCUGAAUCAGAACACUACCUUUCGUACUCAGAAUCUGAGUACGAGUCUUAUGAUGAAUCCGCUCGUUCUGCCCAAGGAGGGUAUGAAUCUAGUGCUAGUGUCGCUGAUGAGUUAGGGACUACGCCUACCCAAACAUCUUUCCGCGAUACAACCUCCACAACACCCGGAAAACCUCAUCAUCAUCACCAUCACCGUCACAAACGCCAUCAUGAUGCAGCCCCUCUUGGAGCCGUAGAGCUGAAACCUUAUGCCCAUCAGGUCGGCGGACAUUCUACUGUGUAUCGCUUCUCAAGGCGAGCCGUGUGCAAGCAACUGAACAACAGGGAGAAUGAGUUCUACGAAAUCGUGGAACGCCAUCAUCCUGAAUUGCUUGAUUUCCUGCCAAGAUAUAUCGGUGUCUUGAACGUUACGUACCGGAAAGCCCCGAAGCGAAAGAAGACGGCCAAAGAUGACACAGCAAAAGAAGCCGACACCAAAAACAGUGAUCGUGCGGAACCCGACACUCCUGCCAAAUCGGGUCACGAAGCAGUGCCUUCGGACCAACAGUUUCCAACAAAAACGAAUGGCGACACAGCUGAUGCCCAGCCUCGGAUGGUGAGCCAUUCGCAGCAGGUUAUGCCGGUGCCACAAGUCAUUUUCGAGAACAACCGGCACAUCAUCCCUGAGAACUUAUUCCGCUACCCACCACGAUCAAGCACGCCGAGGCCGCAUAGCUCCCAUGCCUCUAUGCUCACUCGCGAGAGUCGAAGCAAUAGUAGCUCAGAGCGGUAUCGCCCGGCGUCUGCUAGCACCAGUCCCUCUCGACCAGAGCUGAAACAAUCUAUGAGCUGGGGUGCUACGACUGUCAACAGAAAACUGCGCGAACAAGUUCUUAAGGAGGUGUUUACUCCUCCGACUAUUCAUCACCACUACCGCCAUGAUCGGAACCAUCAUAGCUUGCCCGGGAGAAAGCGUGGUCUGGAUUCAAAGUCGAUAGAUGUUGAUACUUCUCCUGCACGCCGCAGAGGCAGUGCUGAUCUUCCUACGAGACAAGCUUUUAUGGAUGACUGUGGAAGCCCUCGGAAGCAGGUGCUCAAGUCGGAAGCUGGACGUCAUCUUCUCAACCCGACGGCUGGUGGGGAAAGCAGGUCAUUAGAAAGAUUCCCUUCCUUGCCACAGCUUAAAGGGAUAGAUUCAGCUAAAGAGGUUGAAGAAGUAACGUCCACUAGCCCUCAUGUCCCAAGGCGUCGCCAUUCCGGCGGUGGCCUUCGCAGACCGCCGCGGGAGCUUGAUGUCGGCGGCAGACGGGCAUUAGAGUAUCACGAGGAAGACGGAUACGGAGGCGACCGUGAAGAUGAUGUGUUCACCAUGGAUGAAGACAGGAAGAUAUCUUCUUCUCAGGAAAAUGGAGAGGCACGUUUGCCAACCACCCCUGAGAAGCAAAAUAAUCGGGCGGAUGCAAACACUGGCAUUGGUAGCAUGCUCCCUGCCCCGGUCAUGGCCCCCGAAACUCCGAAACAAACACCCAUGAAAGACCCUCGUAACCCCAAUCAAGCAGCAGUUGUGCAACCGGACGAACGAGUGCAGCACUUCAUUUUGCUUGAGGACCUUACCGCGGGAAUGUCCAAGCCCUGCGUACUUGAUCUUAAGAUGGGCACCCGCCAAUAUGGCGUGGAAGCUAAUGAGAAAAAACAACGUUCGCAGCGGCGCAAGUGUCAAAUGACAACAUCCCGGGAAUUGGGCGUUCGCGUCUGCGGUAUGCAGGUCUGGAACGUCAAGACACAGUCCUACAUUUUUGAGGACAAAUAUUUUGGCCGCGACCUUAAAGCCGGCAAGGAGUUUCAGGAUGCGUUGACACGUUUCUUCUUCGACGGCCACGGAUACUCCAGCGCCAAGAAGCAUAUUCCUGCGAUUCUGGACAAGAUCGCCUCACUUGAACGGAUGAUCAGGCGCCUUCCCGGCUACCGCUUUUAUGCCAGCAGCUUGCUCAUGCUAUACGAUCGUGGCGAGCCUUCUAUCGAGCCCGUUUCUAAAACUUCAAGCCGUCGCUCUUCUGAGGACGGCAGAACGUCAAGGGCUUCAGAGGAAAACCGGGCCAAAAACGAGAUCAAGCUCAAGAUUGUUGAUUUCGCCAAUUGUGUCACUGCGGAGGAUGCACUGCCGGAAGAUGUGCCUUGCCCGCCAGGUGACCCCUCCGGGGUGGACCGAGGGUACCUCCGCGGUCUGCGCACGCUGAGGAUGUAUUUCCAGCGUAUCUGGCGCGAGCUCAACGACGACAAAGAGUGGGUUGAGCGCGGAGAAUGCGAAGGUCUGCAUAUCGGCGAAGGCGAUAUCGGCCAUGGCAUGGUUGUUGAGGGCUGGGUAGACGGACCUGUGGUGGAAGAGGACCCAGGAAACGUCAGCGUGUAA
Aplosporella prunicola CBS 121167 is the source of this 4347-nucleotide messenger RNA. RefSeq lists its product as uncharacterized. The coding region runs from base 268 to 4347 and encodes 1359 amino acids. Gene Ontology annotation, molecular function: inositol hexakisphosphate kinase activity. Gene Ontology annotation, cellular component: cytoplasm; nucleus. The transcript has 2 exons. The record is from RefSeq and is a predicted model, not a curated record. Gene Ontology annotation, biological process: phosphatidylinositol phosphate biosynthetic process; inositol phosphate biosynthetic process. Lineage: Eukaryota; Fungi; Ascomycota; Dothideomycetes; Botryosphaeriales; Aplosporellaceae.